UAGACGCAUUGGAAACGCCGGGUGCUGAGGAGAGAGGCGCGCGCUGAUAGUAACGCCACAGAUGCUCAGAUGAGGCGUGGAGGACGACACGAUUCACACAUUAAUCGGAUUACUACAGAAUUUACACGAUAAAAUGCGACUCUCGGCACGUUUUUAAGCCUAACUGCGUUUAUACGAUGGACAUUUAUGGAUGGAAACGCACCUGCUUUGAGGAGACGCGGUGAGAAUGAAGAUUCUGUUUGCCAGCAGGGGAUGUUAAGCUAAAAAGACUUUAAUGGGGAAAAUCAGAACAGUCCCAUUAAGAUGACACGCACAGAUCCACCUGACAUACUCGGAUCAGCUGUGUAUCAAGAUGUCAAAGUGAAUUCCUUCUCGACCCACUCCAAACCCCUUUAUCCCUCAAAACAAUGUGAUUCCCCAUCCAUCAGCAAACUGGAGGACACUCGAAAAAGCAAAAAGAGGCACUGCCGUAGCUUUGACGCUGAGUCUAUGGACAAACUCAGAUAUCAUACAAUAGCAAUGGAGUACCCAUACAGAAGGGCUGAAAGGUACGCCGCCAAUCCAGAGGUUGCCUGGAAUGCCUUAGGUCGCCAACAUGUGCACCGUUUCUCUUCUCCAGACCUGUUUAACUUCCGUCUCGCCUCCCAGCCACUGCCCACUGACAUGCCUGGUGACGUUGUCGUGACAGACCUCAAGAGGAGGACCAGAUCGAGAAGUGCUUCUCGAGUUCAGACCAGCCUUGCCCCGGUAUCGUUUGACGCUUCCCCUCCGGUGGCGAGGAGAGGCCGGGAAUCUCAAAGGGCACAUCGAAACGCUCAAGCAAGGACAGAGGUUUCCCCAAGAAGAGAGUCUUCCCACGCACUUAUGAGUGAAGUUCACCCCAUCAAACUGCAGCCGCAGAGAACCGAUACCAGCAGGUACUCCCCCGUGUACGUGCCUGAAGGAUUUGAUGAAGGAAUGCUAGAGAAACCCGCUACCAGUCCUCACGUUCGGUGUCGGGUGGACAUUAAACCAGAUGAAUCAGCCGUACAGCACCGUGAGCGAAAAGCAGCCACUCCCCAAAUGGACGUACCCUGGCAGAAAUGUCCUAGCGGUGGCAAUCGAAGUCUGACAGUACCUCGCCAUUUCUCCACUUCUAGGACUCCAACACCCACUGAAUCCUUCACGGGAGAUUACAGGCAGGCGUACCAGUAUUCUCAAAGUAUGCCAGAUAGUUACAUGCAGCCUAUGGAGAUCCCUUUACAAAAGAUGGUCUCGCCACGAGAGCCGAGGGAACGCUACGGCAGGGAACGAAGGGCUCAUUCAAGCCCCAACGUGCCAACUAAAUUCUUCUAUGCCGAGGAUCUGGCCAAGUAUGGAUCUUCAGCUCCAACAAGGACUUACUAUCAAGACGACCGAUACAGCAUUCCAAGCCAAGCCUACUCGCCCAAAGUUCAAUACGUACAAGAUCCAAGAACUCACGUGGUGCAUGCUGUAUCCGCAAGGCCAUAUUUCACAGACGCUGACCCUUACCAUUACCCUGCACAACAUGUAUACCCUAAAGCAUAUGCUGCAAGUGAAUCAGGGGCAUAUAUAAUACAGACACCCCCAGCCAGGACUUUCUAUGGGGAUGACCCAAGGACAUAUCCGAUUCAAACAGCCCCUCCCCGGAUCUUCUACAUGGGUGACCCCUACACACCAUCAAUAGAGCAUCAUUAUCCAGCGAGGACAUAUUAUACGGAGGGCAGACGACAUGCCCGUGUGGUUCCGCCACAGUCGGAUGACUGGUACGGUUCGGAGGUGUCUGGCUACUCUAGCCAUUACCCCUCCUCAUACGUAUCACAGGUCACUCCCACAAGAGUCAGACAAGAACCAAAGCUAGAAACGUGGUAUGCCAACCCGUGCAUGGAGCCAGAAAGAACUGUAACUGACCCAAAACCGUACUCAAGGUCCUGGGAUAACAUCCUAGACACACACGUCGAGAAGGAGCAGCCUGUGGCGCGAGGAAAGAGCGACGAGAACCUUCUUUGUCAGGGAAUACAAGCUUCAACGGAAAGACCAAAACCUGUGGUUGUGAAUCUCUCAAGCUCCCCAAGACGUUACGCUGCGUUGUCUUUAUCUGAAAACUCUUUGAUUGACAAAAGCCCGACGGAGGCUAAAAGUUCCUCAAGCAAGCUUUGGUUUGUCGCUCCUGAAAUCACCAUCACAGACAACGAUAUUAGACCCAGUAACCUUAACAUGUCAGAGACGCGCGCUGCGAGUUGGGAUGUGCUGGAUUCGAAAAGUGCCCCAAAUCAAGGUGAAGGGAAAUCCCACAUUGCGGAGUCGACCAAAGACAGGGCACAUGGCAGCACGUCCCUACAGCAAAGUUUAGAGCAGCUCGACGAGCUCCUGGCUGACCUUGUCAUAGAUUACAAACCUCCUGCGAGGAAGACCAGUGAAGACCUGCUCGAUCAGCUCAAGAAACUCAUCGAUGAAGAAGAGGCAGUAUCUUCAGCAAGAAAGGAUUCAAUGACGGGUUCUGAAGGUGGCAUUGACAAACAACCUACUUCCAUAAAAAUAGAUCCGGAUACCCUGCGAGACACCGAUGGGAGUUGCGAUGGGCUCAGAAGCACAGAGGAGUGCUCCCCUGACCAAAGCCCGGAUGAGGACGACACGAUGAUGUGCUCCAACAACAAAUGCCGUCGGACGGAGACAUUGUUUAAUGCCUGCCUCUACUUUAAAUCCUGUCACAGCUGCUAUACGUACUACUGCUCACGCAACUGUCGCCGCGAAGACUGGGACAUUCACAAAGAAAGCUGCCUCUAUGGGCGAAUCAGCAGCGUGUGCCGCCACGUCAUCAAGCACUGUAGAGAAACGGCAGAGGUCCACAAAGCUUUCUCCCGUAUAGCCAAAGUGGGAUACCUGUCACGGGGCAGGGGUGUUCUGUUUUUAGGACUUCCAAAUCCGGGGUCAUCAACGAAUUUCCUCCAGUUUGGACUGGAAAGUUUGCUCAUGUCUCCGACGUACUUGUCCAUCCGUGAGCUGGAGAGCUUUAAGGAUAACCUGGGGGAUUACUGCAAGGAGCUCCAAGAGGCGGGAAAGGAGUACGACCCUAAUGAAUGUUUUCUCUUGAAUGUAUCCAUCGCUGUUGGCGAUCAAGUGCCCGACGGACCGUCGCCAAGGGUUCAAACCCCAACCGUCAGGAAAUUUGCCAAGAUAGCUCUAGCCUCCUACAGCCCAGAAAAGAAAGUCCAGCGGAAGGAAAGCGACAUGGAAACGUUGAUCCUCACCCCACCGCCCGGUAUGGCUGACAUUGACAAGGACGGCGAGGAAGGAAGGAAGGCCAGGGAGAUCUGCUUCAUCAACAUUCAACGAGAGCUGAGGAUACGUGGGGUUUUUCUACGCCACGAGUAUCCGCAUGUCUACCAAAAGCUCUGUGAAUUCGUCGAGAACAACAGGAGGUUUACGCCCACCACGAUUUACCCUAUUGACAAAAGGACCGGCAAGCAGUUUAUGUGCAUGAUUAUGGCAGCGUCUGAGCCACGAACUUUGGACUGGGUAGCUAAUCCACAUCUCCUAGAUGACAUUAUUUAAACAAGUGCACCUUUUAUAUAUAGAGUAAAUGCAUAGAGCUCACGAUAGUACAUAUCUAUAUAUCAAGCUUCUUUGUUAUACAUGUUUGUAGAUCUGUAUUUUGGUAAUGAAAAAAAAUUGUAUUCAUGCCUGCAAGAUCAGUAUUAUUCACUGUUGGAAUAAUGCCCAUUAGAUGUCUACAUUUGCAUUUAUUCAUACAGUCACAAGUUUUUUUAAUUUUAUGGGUAAUUACUGCCCUCUUGUAUCUUGGUAGCAUUUCUUAUUUCUUAAUUUAUUGUUCGCAAAAAGAAAAACAAUCUUCUAUUUAUUUUGGCAAACGACAGAAUUAUGUACGUAUUUACGUCAGAGUUUCGAUAUUUUUUCCUAUGCAAAAAUGAGCAACAUUGUCCUCAAAAAUGUUGGAAGGUUUUAUUUGGCUCAAGAAUAUGGUACAAUAAUUUAUUUAUUUCUCUCUAAAAUCUAAAAUGUAUUCUUAUGUUAUGUUCAACACAGGCAUUAUAGUAUAGUAUAUUAUGAUCAAGUAUAUUAUAUUGUUAUAUUAAUAUAUUAUAUUGAAGUGGUUGCAGAUAUUUUGACACAAACUUAAGAACUCUAUGAUCUUAAGACUCGCAGUACACAAAGCGCCGUUGUUUAUUAUUCGGGGUUCUCAGUUGAACGGCUUUUAAAAAGAGCUGCGUAGAAUCAAGCAGCAAAGUUUCAACACGUGGAAAUUUGUGCUCCAACUUGGUAAUUCAGUUUAGGUUUCAACUAAAUGAAGUAAUUGGUGCUUUUCUGUGUGUGGUAGAAUUACUUGAGCAAUAAUGAACUUGAAGACGAACUUUGUUGAUAUACUGUAUGUACUGUUCCAUCAGAAACACUGUGAACUGAGAUACUUUUACACGUGUCAUGGUUUGAGCUCUCUUGUGAUCACUUAUUAGAUCUGGAAAUAUUUCACUAGCUGUUAUGAUUAUAAAUGAUUUGAGGCUUUUGUGUAGAAAACUGGAUUCAGAGUUUGAUGUGUGGUGUGAUGAUAUUAAGCCUGGAAAAGUUUAGUUUGUUGUUUAGUUUGUUUUUGCUGCUUUUGACCGAAAGUGAAUCUCAACAUGUGGUAAAUGUAGCACUUAUUCUUGAGCAGCGUUGGGUAAGUUACUCUGAAAAAGUAAUUAAUUACUAGUUACUAAUUACAUAUUCAAUAAUAUAAUUAGAUUACUGUACAAGUUACUCUCUUCAAAAAGUAUUUAAUUACUAAUUACUUUCUAUAUCCUAUCAACCUUGAUUACUUAAGUGAUUCAAGGAUAGACAUGAAACGGCUCUUUUAAUUCAUUUAAAUAAAUAAUAUAAAACUACAUAAAGUAUUAUUAUUAAUUACAAAUGUGAGAAUUAUACAUUAAAGCACGGAUUUUAAAGUUAGACUUUGAAUUUUGAUAUCAAUUCCUCUUCUGCACACACACAUAUAUUACACACAGUAUUUAGUUUAAUUACAUCAGAAGUAACUGUAAUUAAAUUACAGAAAAAAAUAAGAGUAAUCCCUUACUUUACUUUUUCAAGGGAAAAAUAAUUAAAUUACAGUAACUAAUUACUUAGUAACUAGUUACACCCAACACUGUUCUUGAGAUAUUAGACAAAACGUGUCAGACAGGUUUAAACGCCCUUUGUUUUGAAAACAGCUUUAUCAUUGAAGUUAAUGAUCCACUUGAAUGUCCUAUCAAAUAUGUAUCAUUUUUCUGUACAUUUUCUCUUUAUUUUGAUAUUUAGUAUUUGUUUUAAUACUGUUGUUUAUAUAUUUUCAUAUAAAUAUUGGUAUUAUCACUCACUACCCCUAAAACCAAUGCUUUGACCAUAAAUUAAAAAAUAUAUAUACAUAUGUGUAGAUUUUAAAACAAAUAUUACUACUGUCUUGAUGGGUGGAACUGUCAAAACUUUAAAAAAAAACAUUUAUAAAAAUGUAUGAAUUAAAAAAUCUGGCAGUUUAAAGCAAUUGUGCUUAUAAAACAGGAUUUGGUAACUCAUGACACAAAUUGUAAAGGAUUUGCGAUUUUUUCAUUUGUUUCUCUGUUUUAAAUUGCACAACAAGCAAUGGAUGCUGAUUUUACGCAUGUUUUCAUUCUAAAAGCUGAAUGCUGUCGUCUGAUUGAAAAAAGUAAACUUUAAAUUACCUUUUAAAAAUUCAGGCAUCAACUUGACAUUUUGUAGUCACUGGUUAGCUCUAAAUACAUUUUUAAAGAAUUUUUUUAAUAUUUAUUUUCCAAAUAAUUGGUACAAUUACAAAUGAUCACUUGGCAACAGUCUGGCUAAAAUUGACAACAUUUUAACUGAGCCAAAUGUAAGUUGAGAGAUAAAAUUUCAAAUUGUGGCCUGAAUUUUUUUACAGUGAUAAAUAAUUCAGUGGCGUGUGAAAAAAUGUUUUGCUUUUUCAGUUCUGUUUUGUCUCAGCGCUCAAGAAUGAGUCACGUUCAAACUCUUUGCUCCUGUUUCACAACAUCACUGCAUUUCUUUUCCCUUCAUUUCAGAUGACAUCUUGCCUGUCAAAUCUGCUUUACCGUUCUUUAUUGUCCUGAAUGAAUCCACACCAUAGGAGAACCCCGCACAUGUUUCUGGAUUUAAAGCACUGUCCUCUCCUCUAUAGCACAUGUCCCGGCAGACUGUAUACAGCGGUGAACCGAAAGAAAUGUCUGCAUGUGAUUCUAUUUUUUCUAUUUCGUCAUUAAUAUAACUAACCUGCCUGAGGAUUUGAUAUUUGGAAAAUAUACUGUAUAUGAGGGAAACAAAGUAUAUACUAAAAGAUAUGAAUAUAUAUAGUAGGAGUGAUAUUUUUCAAGAUCAUUGUGUCAACCACUGCUGUUAUGCUGAAAACAAACGAGACAAAGACACAGCAAAAAAAAACAAAGAAGCUUAAAUAAAAAUGUGU
Triplophysa rosa is the source of this 6442-nucleotide messenger RNA. RefSeq names its product apical junction component 1 homolog (gene ajm1). Bases 304 to 3555 code for a protein of 1083 amino acids. Gene Ontology annotation, cellular component: plasma membrane; apical junction complex. The record is from RefSeq and is a predicted model, not a curated record. Lineage: Eukaryota; Metazoa; Chordata; Actinopteri; Cypriniformes; Nemacheilidae. The transcript is spliced from 3 exons. Gene Ontology annotation, biological process: cell-cell junction organization.